UUAAAUGCUGGAAAGUAAAUUAGCUCUUUGACUUAUAAAGUUGAAAGAAAAGAAGUAGACAUUGGACUAUAGGAGAAGUUUAAAUAAAGCAGACAAUUGCUCUGUUCUAGGAGAACAAAGGACCAGGUCUGUAUAAAGAGGACAGAAUAGAGCUGGCCGCAGGUCAGUGGAGCGGUCAUCACUGAAUUCAAAUUCAACAGUGCCUUCAUUACACAACCACAUUUAGUGCUCUGUGACGGUCCAGGGACGUCACUAGAUUUUCUGAGCGAGAGUCCCGGAAGUCUCUCAAUGUAUAAAGGUGUACUGUGUUCGUCAGAGUGACACCUUUUGGUUGUUAGCCGUGGUGAGCAGACGUUUGGUGAUUCUCUCUGUCGUCUGCUCUCUCUCUGUGAGUGACAGUUGGUCGCAGGACAGAACUGUAUCGCACAGAAACCGCUAACAAUCAGGGGUCCCCAGUCUUUCCUGUGUCUCCAUCACUGGAUGAAUUAUCCUUAAUAUCCUCUAAUUAACCAAUUAUUGAUUGAUUGGACUGGAUAAGUGUAAAGCCAGAGUUUGUAAGUUAUUAAACAACUUAGAGCAACUUUGUGACGUCAGUGAGAAUUUUACCUAAUGGCUAUUGAAGAAAUAAAGAACCAGAGGAUGGAUAAUACAAGCAGCAUUCUAGAAAAGCAGAUAAACAGUGAAAUCCUGAGACAGGCCGCCUCCAAGACCCUGUCAGUAGGAGUAACAUCCCUUGAGAUCUUCAGAAACAGGGUAUCCAAAAGAGUGAAAAUCUUGGACGUCAAAUUAUCGUUAUCUUACCAGGAUAAUUUCCAGACAGAGACUGAGAGAUUGGAGAAGCAGUUAGUGAGGCACGGGAAGAAGUGGUCUUGGCCGGUCCCCCAGGGGUCACGCUCCAUUGUCACAUUUCCCUAUUGUCCCGGGGACAGGGUAAAUCUCAAUGUGGGACUUAUUGUACACACGACCAAAAAGCAUGGAUUCUUUAGCAAAGAGGUUAUCACAAAUCCGGCUGGAAACGCGACGGAAUGUAUAGUGAUGGCAAAGAACAACGGUGUGGGCAUCGGCCUCCCCCUCCACACCGUCAUCAACCAACACAUCAGGCUGAACUUUGAUGUGGACGGUUACGGGCACCACCUGACCAUGAAGCUCCGGUGUGAGUUACUAGGGGAGUCCAAGGCCAGCCCCUCCCUCUGGCUCCGUCCCUCCACAGCUGACAAACCGUUCAGAACCUCAAUGUCCCUGUACGAAAUCUUGUCCAGCAAUGAAAAUUUCCCACCGAAACAGAAAGAAGAUGGCGGGAAGAUGAGGGGGUACAUCUGCAACAGUCAAAGGUUGGUGAAUUAUUUACGGACAGCAGUGACUGAAUGCUGGUCGUUCCGACCUUGUUGCUCAAAUCAGGAAAUUCCCUCGGGGAUCCAAGUCCGGCAGAUCAGUUCCAAUAAACCCAUGGCCUGCUUGAUUCCAGUGGUGGAACAUCGGGAGUACAAUGGUAGACAGCACCUGAAGCUUGCUCUGUUGGUUGUGGGGAGUCGUGGCCCCUACUGUCUGUGUGCCACUAGAUGGCGUAGUGCAGACAAGUUUGACUUCAAGAUUCACUACUAUGAGAAGGACGAGACAUGGGGACAAAGGAUAAAAUGGGCAGCGCGUGACUUCCUGGACAUCGACCACAUCAUCACUAACAGUACUGCACACCAGUUCUACUUCAAACCUGAGAGGGAAAAUCCCUUUAUCGACCUGUGUGUAGGACUGGCCCUCAAAUUCCUGGUGCGAUGGUCAGACGAGAUCAUGCCAUGGAAACUCGAGGGCGCUCGCGAGUUUACUGAGGCGGACUUUGACCAGUGCAAUAGCAAAGAGGCUGAUUUACUGGGCGCUCAGAGACCACGAUCUUCCGUGAGCUCGCUGACCAAUCAGAAUGAGAGUCUUCCUGAGUUCUUAGAAUCUCACAAUCUUGCGCUGUUUUCAGACAUUGCAGCCAAAUUGUCACAUGUCACAGAAUACAUUCCCCCUGAACCAGAAGUCCCAAGGAGCAAGUUAAUGCGGAGAGGAAGUGGAAGUAGUUAUGGAGAAAGUAAUCACGGUUCUGAACGUUACAUCAAAAAGGAACAGAAAUACCGCGGAAGCACAAAGAAAGACUUCAAAAAGGCAGGCAGUGCAAUAGAAAUUCGUAACGAGAGCGACGGGGACGAUUUUACAUCAGGAUUUGUGGAGGGUUGUUCGAGUGGUCCACGGUCCUGUCCUGGGUCAUACGUAGGCAUCGAGUCCCUGAUCGACUGAGAAAAGAACCAAUAUCCAUUGUAUAUGUACAUAUCAUUACAUAGAAUGUUAACAAAUUAUAUUACUGAGAGGAAAUCAGACUCCCAACACUCUGACCCAUUUCCAUUGUAUAUUUAAAAUGUUAAAAUAUUUUAUGAACUGUGUUUAUUCAAAGUAUAGAUAGGUUGUGUAUUGUUGUGAUAAACAAAUUUCAGAGAAUUCCAAAGUACUGCAGUGAAGAGCUCAGCACUGUACGAGUACACAUAAUUAGGUCAUAGUUAUAACGUAUUCACCCAGCCACUUUUCACUGUUUUAUUCAUGCUUUCAUUUUAUAUUAUUUGUAUUUACGUAUUUUAUAGCUCUUUCAGUUUGUAUUGCAGCACAAUUGUGUUUUACUAUAGCGAGCUGUGCAUCAUAUGCAGUUGACUAAAUUAUUUAAAAUCAGAAGAAAUAUAGCAAUUUAUGGCACAAUUUGUUGUUCUAAAUUAUUAUAGCCAAAUUUAUAAUAUCAUAUAAACAACAUAUAACUGAAUAAAUACUCAGGCUUGUUUUGUCACAUAACUAAUUCCCCCGGGAAAACAGUUUUUGAUGUACAGCACUGCAUUGUGGGUAUAACGGCCAGAUUUCAUUUAUGGUUUAUGAUUUUAUAAUUAUUGGUGACAAGUUGUACAUAAUAUUGAUUAUGUAUUGUGUAUAAAAGAAACCCUGAACUAUAUUUUAUAUAUUUUGCAAGCUGUUAAGUAGUCUCAUUGCCUUUGUAAUCAUUGUUGCUCUGUUUUCCCAUGCAUUUUUCCAUGUUGAAUAAAUUAUAAUGUGUUAAUGCAACACGAUUACUGUUUUAUCAUCCGCUUUUUAAAAAAUUAUUUUUACACCAACUUCAAUCUUGUCUACCUUGGUGCAUUUAAACAUUUUCGUUUUUCGCAAAUGGCAAAAUCAUCAGAAAAAUCUGUGAGGGUCUAAAUGAGUCAUCCUAAUUAAUUAACAUUCUUUACUUUUAUGAGAAGUUCAAUCCAUUUAUCAUGGCUAGGUCAUUAUCUUCAACAUAAUGCUCAGUGGUCACAUGACAUAACUAGACAGGUCGUAAUAUUUCAUACGGAGCCGUCGCAUAUAAUGUCUUGUGUACGAUAUUUUGCAUUAAUUUGAAUUAAUAAAAAGUAGGAAGUUAACAUCAGGUUUAGACAAGGAUUUCUGAGUGGAAUUGCCAUCUUGAUUUUAAAUGCCUAGAAGGUCUUUGACUUUCAACACUGGGUUUGGUCGUGGAGUAUGAUGGUUAUUGUAAAACUCUAUACAGUAAUCAUGGAAUAUACCACAGAGAACAUUGUUCCCCUUCCUCAUGUUGUAUACUUCAUAUUUCACAUCUGUGUGCACAGAGUUUUUAUUCAUUCUGAACAUUAUAAUAGUAUUCCAUUAUAUUCUUUAAUUAAGAGUUCAUGACAUUUUUUUAUCACUUUGUCAGGAGAAAAAAUGUCGAGCAGUCUUUCACAUGGUGCCUGUCUGUACUUGCAUAAUUGGCCGUCUUGAGUAUAUGUGUUCUGUAUGUCAAUCUGUUUCACGUCUGUUUUUAUAUUGACUUGUGGUUUAUUGUGUGAUUGGAUUAUUUUAUCAGAGAGUAUAUGUUAAUUAUACUUUUACACUACCUGUCAGUGCGAUUACCAAUUUACCGUAAUGCAGUCUUUUAUCAAAUCGUUUGUGAGUUUAUGAUAUGAGUUUGGGUCAAACAUCAGCAAGAGCUUAUUCACAGAUUGUCUUUUGUCUUGUUCUGUACAUAAUUUGUAGUUUAUUGUGUCCCACACUGUAUCCAUCAUGUGUAGUUGUGUCCCCUGUAUUGUUAGUUUUAGUCCUGUAGAGGUCACUGUGUUCAGUUUGUAUUGGGCACCAGUGACCUGUGUCUGCCCCAAAUUGUUUUACAUCAAGUUACAGCUCAAUAAAAUCACUAAAACUAAACAA
Magallana angulata is the source of this 4200-nucleotide messenger RNA. RefSeq lists its product as uncharacterized. The record is from RefSeq and is a predicted model, not a curated record. Bases 610 to 2274 code for a protein of 554 amino acids. Lineage: Eukaryota; Metazoa; Mollusca; Bivalvia; Ostreida; Ostreidae. The transcript is spliced from 5 exons.